This is a messenger RNA of Alnus glutinosa, 805 nucleotides long. RefSeq names its product pathogenesis-related protein 1-like. The record is from RefSeq and is a predicted model, not a curated record. Gene Ontology annotation, cellular component: extracellular region. The coding region runs from base 49 to 549 and encodes 166 amino acids. The transcript has a single exon. Lineage: Eukaryota; Viridiplantae; Streptophyta; Magnoliopsida; Fagales; Betulaceae.
CCCUAUUAUCCCAUCAACCAACUAAGUACGUUCUUUCUGCAAUAUUGUAUGUUACAGACCAAGAUGGGUUUGUGCAAGACACCACUAGCCCUUAUUUGCCUCUUUGGCUUAACCCUACUCCAUCUCUCCCUUGCCCAAGACACCCAACAAGACUACCUCAAAGCCCACAACGACGCCCGUGCAGCGGUGGGAGUUCCGGCGCUGACAUGGGAUGACAAAGUAGCUGCAUAUGCACAAGACUAUGCUAAUAAACGUAUUGGCGACUGCAGUCUUGUGCACUCCGGUGGGCCUUACGGUGAAAACAUUGCAUGGGGCAGUGCCGACCUGUCAGGCACGGCGGCGGUAAAGAUGUGGGUGGACGAGAAGGCGAACUAUGACUACAACUCCAACACUUGCGCUGCUGGGAAAGUGUGCGGGCACUACACUCAGGUGGUGUGGCGCAACUCUGUGCGUCUAGGAUGUGCUAAAGUUCGGUGCAAUAGUGGAGGUACAUUCAUUAUCUGCAACUAUGAUCCCCCAGGCAACUUUAACGGGCAGCGGCCUUACUAGGAGCUACCUGUUCAUCCACUAAAUAAGCAUAUAAACGUGUUUAAAGAUAAAUAAGCCAUGUUUUAGAAAGAAAAGAAUAAAAUGGAUAUUAGAAAGUGAUCCAUCUUUGGUUGGAUGUAAUUAAAUUCUUCUUCUUUGUGAGAUGCGAUGUGUAAGGGAAGAUCAAAAACAUCUUCGAAGAAGAAUAAAAACAUCUUCGAAGAAGAAUGAGUUUUAAUGCACGUGAAUGCAAUAAUUGUCAGUGGCUUGUAUUUAA